CUGCCUCCAACAAGUCACUCCAGCUCAAGCAAGCUACUCCAAUUGCGACCAAGAUGAUGAUCAGCAAGACGAUCUAUGCAUUGUGUGCGGCAGCUGUGGCGUUCUCUGGUGGUACAGUGGAUGCGACGACGGAGGCGGCGGAGACGUUUGGCUGGCUAUUGCCGAAGAGCCAGAACACUGACGGUGGCUACGGAGGUACUAGUGUCGGCACAGACGGAUAUGAAGGCGCGUCCGCGGGGAUAAGUGGAUAUGGCGGACUGUCUUUUCUAAUGGCACUUGGCGGUCUCAAGGCUGGUGCUGGUGGCUACGGCGCUACGGGCGUGGAUCUCAACGCAAAUGCUGGUCUCGGUGCACUUGGUUACGGCAAUGCCAACGCCGGCGCCGGCCUCAAUGCUGGUGCCGGUCUCAACGUUGGUGCUGGCCUCAACGCUGGUGCGGGUCUUAACGCCAAUGCAGGAUUGAAAGCGAACGCCGGACUCAGCGCUGGUGCCGGACUCAACGCUGGUGCCGGACUCAACGCUGGUGCCGGACUCAACGCUGGUGCCGGCCUCAAUGCUGGUGCCGGUCUCAAGGUUGGUGCAGGUCUCAAUGCUGGUGCCGGUCUCAACGUUGGUGCUGGUCUCAAUACCGGUGCGAGGUUUAGCGCCAAUGCAGGAUUGAAAGCGAGCGCCGGGCUCAACGCUGGUGCCGGCCUCAAUGCUGGUGCCGGUCUCAAGGUUGGUGCUGGUCUCAAUGCUGGUGCCGGUCUCAACGUUGGUGCUGGCCUCAACACCGGUGCGGGUCUUAACGCCAAUGCAGGAUUGAAAGCAAAUGCCGGACUCAACGCUGGUGCCGGUCUCAAGGUUGGUGCCGGACUCAACGUUGGUGCUGGCCUCACCGCCGGUACGGGUCUUAACGCCAAUGCAGGAUUGAAAGCGAACGCCGGACUCAACGCUGGUGCCGGACUCAACGCUGGUGCCGGACUCAACGCUGGUGCCGGCCUCAAUGCUGGUGGCGGUCUCAACGUUGGUGCUGGCCUCAACGCCGGUGCGGGUCUUAACGCCAAUGCAGGAUUGAAAGCGAAUGCCGGAGUCAACGCUGGUGCCGGAGUCAACGCUGGUGCCGGCCUCAAUGCUGGUGCCGGUCUCAAGGUUGGUGCAGGUCUCAAUGCUGGUGCCGGUCUCAACGUUGGUGCUGGUCUCAAUACCGGUGCGAGGUUUAACGCCAAUGCAGGAUUGAAAGCGAGCGCCGGACUCAACGCUGGUGCCGGCCUCAAUGCUGGUGCCGGUCUCAAGGUUGGUGCUGGUCUCAAUGCUGGUGCCGGUCUCAACGUUGGUGCUGGCCUCAACGCCGGUGCGGGCCUUAACGCCAAUGCAGGAUUGAAAGCAAAUGACGGACUCAACGCUGGUGCCGGUCUCAAGGUUGGUGCUGGUCUCAAUGCUGGUGCCGGACUCAACGCUGGUCCCUGCCUCAACGUUAAUGCCGGCCUCAGUGCUGGUGCCGGUCUCAACGCUGGUGCUAGUUUGAAUACUGGUGCCGGCACAAGUGUGAAGAAGGGCACCAACACGGACAGCUACUCGAAGGGAACGAGUGCCAUCGCUUCGUUAGCCCCAGAGAAGACAGCUAACCAAGCUUCUCAGAUGGCUACUCAGACGUCCACGAAGCCCAGCACUUACCGCCACCUGCGCGCGUAAACUAGGAAUGAUGGUCAUCCUUUCCAAGUCAGAAGAACGCCAUCCAUUACACUCGUCCGAUGUGUCGAGACAUUUACCGCUCCGUGCGAUACCAGUCCAAUGAAUGCUUUGUAGUAGUCGUCAUUUACGACUUUGAAUGCUUUGUGAGUUCAUGACGCCUUUUGUACGAUCAUUGUUCUUGUCACUAAAUACCAGGUUUUGUAGUAGUCGUCAUUUACGAUUUUAAAUGCUAUGUGAGUUCAUUACACCUUUA
Messenger RNA from Phytophthora infestans T30-4, 1926 nucleotides. RefSeq lists its product as uncharacterized. The coding region runs from base 54 to 1673 and encodes 539 amino acids. NCBI's taxonomy places the organism in Eukaryota, Oomycota, Peronosporomycetes, Peronosporales, Peronosporaceae. The transcript has a single exon. The record is from RefSeq and is a predicted model, not a curated record.